This is a messenger RNA of Onychostoma macrolepis, 1914 nucleotides long. It is a transcript of the gene klf17, whose product is annotated as Kruppel like factor 17. Lineage: Eukaryota; Metazoa; Chordata; Actinopteri; Cypriniformes; Cyprinidae. The record is from RefSeq and is a predicted model, not a curated record. Gene Ontology annotation, biological process: regulation of transcription by RNA polymerase II. Gene Ontology annotation, molecular function: DNA-binding transcription factor activity, RNA polymerase II-specific; RNA polymerase II cis-regulatory region sequence-specific DNA binding. The transcript has 7 exons. Bases 274 to 1590 code for a protein of 438 amino acids.
GCGGGUUCAAGGCAAAGACAGUUAUCAGCUUUACAGAAGAGGAGGACAAUUAAUGUUUUCAUUCACUAGGAUUUAAAGUACAACUAGGGAGAGAGAAAACACCAUUACAGUGUAUAUAAAUGGCUCCUAUUGUGUGAUGACUAAUAGUCCAGGUAGUGGCAUCCAGCUGAGUUCUAACAGUUUGUCUGCACUCUUCCCCAGGCCUAGUCUGUGGGCUGCAGGGGGCCAGCGCUGACUGACAGAGGUCCUGCCGUGAAAGGCGGAGAGCUCCUCAUGGACCUCAGCAUGCAGCCCCUUUCCCAGGCCCGCCUUGAGGCCUCCGGCCACUCUGCAGGAGGGUCCCACUCCGCUCUCAGACCUCAUCCACAGACCUGUGGGGCAGAUGCGAUGUUGCCUUCGAUAAAUACUUUUGCAAGCAACCAGAUGUUAGACGAAAAGCAGUCUGCAAUUGUUCGGGACUGGAAAGUUGACCAAACUAAAUCUAGCGCGACAGUUGGAGACGUGAGACCCCUCAUCGAGGUGGAGUUCAGCAUUGUUGAAUCUCCACCUUUGGCCAAAGACGAGGAUGAUCUUUCCAAGUUUUUGGAUCUAGAGUUCAUUCUGUCCAACUCCGUCACGUCUGACAACGACAACUCAGCGCAACAGCCGCCCGCAUAUUCUCUACCGGAGUCCCCAGAAAGCUGCAGCACCGUGUACGACAGCGAUGGAUGUCACCCGACGCCGAACGCGUAUUGUGGCAACACCUUUAACGCGCGUCCCGGGCACAGUCUGGUAGCCGAGUUGUUUACUCCGGACGUGAAUUAUCACGGCGACUCGCAUGAAUAUGGUUUAAAAGGACAUUUAGACAGGCUGGAGUACACUGAACUAAGGGCUCUGAACUCUCGAAACCAGGCACAUGUGUCCAAUUCUAAUAGCGUGGGAUACAAAAUAAAAAGUGAAAACCACGAGCAAUCCUGCAUGAUGGUAAAUGACUACAUGGGCCAUUAUUAUGGACAGCAGCACCAGGCUUAUGGGCAUCACGUGCAGCAAGAUAUGCCUCGGGACAUUUUAGGGAGGAAAGACUGCAUCCUAACAGAGAUGAACUCUCACCAUCAUAUUGACAUUGCACAUCAACAGCAGUUCAUGAAUGGCGCAUCUUUUCCACCUCAGUACGCCCAGCAUCAGCACUAUCACGGACAUUACAACAUGUUUAGCGAACCAUUGCGGGCAAAUCACCCAGCCAUGCCAGGUGUGGUGCUGACUCCACCAUCCUCACCCCUCCUGGGAUUUUUAAACCCAGAAGACAGCAAGCCAAAACGAGGGCGUCGGUCAUGGGCACGAAAGCGGACAGCGACGCACAGCUGUGAAUUCCCCGGAUGUGGGAAAACGUACACAAAAAGCUCCCAUUUGAAAGCGCACAUGCGGACACACACAGGUGAGAAGCCCUACCACUGCAGCUGGGAAGGCUGUGGCUGGAAGUUCGCCAGGUCAGACGAGUUGACGCGCCACUACAGGAAACACACCGGACACAGGCCGUUUCAGUGUCACCUGUGCGAGAGAGCUUUCUCCCGCUCAGAUCAUCUGGCUCUGCACAUGAAAAGGCACAUGUAAAAAAAAAAAAAAAAAGAGAGACUAUAUGUAUUUUAAACGACGAGAGGAUUUUAUAUUAUUAAGACAAUUCCUAUUUUGGGACAGCAGUUAUAUGUGAAUAGCAGUAUAAUGUCAUUUGAUUUAAAUUAUGACAGUAUUUAAUAGAAGGAAAAUCUUGCUCAUUUAGAAGGUAAAUUAUGUAGUACUUUCUCAAAUGUAUAAAAACGGGGCAGGACCCAUACUUUUGUAAAUAUGUUUUUUAUUCUCGAUUUAUACAUUUGUAUUAAGUCAGGGAGUAUUUUUUCAUGGAUUUUCAGAAGAAUUAAAAGCAUUGUUCUUUUUGUA